UUCGAGUUAAAACAUCUCUCCGAUCGCUCUCCCUCCAUAUUCGAUCCUGGCCUAUCCUUAUCAAUCCUAUGUCGUUCUCCCUCCACUCCAAUUCAUUUCUUCUUCUCUCCCAUCGCUCUCCCUCCACUCCAAAACAUUUCUUCCUCUCUCCCAUCGUUCUCCGACCCUUGAUGACGACCGCCGGGAAGGGCGAUCUCUCUCUCGCGACCACCCUACCUUAUUUCUUUUUCUGCUUCAGGUCUGUUGCGUCCAGCAGCUACUGUUGUUCCUAUGGCGCAGCCUUGUGGGGGGUGGGGUGCGGUGUUGUGUUUGGUGUAGUUUCUGUGAUGGAUAUCUGUGGGAGUUUCUGGAGGCUGCUUGGAGAGGUGAGUGGGGUGGCCAGUUGUUCGUGCUGCUGUGGCCUCUUGGUUGGUCUGUUUUUCUUGGAUGGGCUCGGGAUGUUUCUGUCCUUUUUAGAGGCUGGAGGGUUCAUGUUGGAUGCUUGUUUGUACGGGUGUAGAUUGAAGUUCUUUGGUCCUUGUAAGGGCUGGGAUGAUGGGGCUGCGGAAGCAAGAGGAUUGUUUGCUGCAAACUUCAAGAGAGACGAAGGCAUGAACCUCUUGAAGGGCAAACAAGCUCUUCAACGGCUAACCGAGACUGCUGAGAAAGCCAAAAUGGAGUUGUCAUCUUUGACUCAGACAAACAUCAGUUUGCCUUUCAUCACUGCUACCACAGAUGGUCCUAAACAUAUAGAGACCACCAUUACUAGGGCCAAGUUUGAGGAACUGUGUUCAGAUCUUCUUGACAGGUAAAGAAAAUGGUGCAAGAAGCUGAGACGUUUGCAUAGGAGGACAAGGAGAAGAGAGACGCUAUAGACAAAAAAAACCAGGUAGAUUUCGUGUUCACCAGACUGAGAAGCGGCUGAAGGAGCUUGCAGACAAGGUUCCGGCUCCAGUCCAAGAGAAGGUUGAGGCAAAACUAAAGGAGCUCAAAGAUGCAAUUGCAACAGAGUUGACCAAAGCAAUGAAAGAUGCCAUGGCUGCCUAGUGCCCUUAAUCAAGAAGUCAUGCAACUUGUUCAGUCCCUUUACAACCAACCAGGUGCUGGACCUGCGCCCGGCACUGAAGUGGACCAUCAGAUUCAUCAACCAGGGGACCUGAUAAUGAUGUCAUUGAUGCGGAUUUCACUGAGAGCAAUUGAGCAACUGCUCAGUCUUUUUGCCUUUCUUGGUAAUGUGUAAAAGGAAUUUUAUUUUUAGGGAUUGGAUAUGGUUUGAGCUGUAUUUUUGGCAGUCAUUUUUAUUUCAUGAGGAACAGAUUCAUAUUGUUUCUAGGAAAUAUAGAGGAUGAUCUAGAGACCAAUAGAGAGAAUCCAUAGUAGUAAAACUUGUUUCUUAUUUGUGUAUAAUUUUUUUAUAUAAAUUUUAGUGAAAUAAUAUAAAUGCAGAAUAUAUUUUGCAAGCAUAAA
Molecule: messenger RNA, 1446 nt
Organism: Pistacia vera
Lineage: Eukaryota; Viridiplantae; Streptophyta; Magnoliopsida; Sapindales; Anacardiaceae
Exons: 5
Coding region: 69-791 (240 amino acids)
Biological process (GO): cellular response to unfolded protein; protein refolding
Cellular component (GO): cytoplasm; chloroplast
Molecular function (GO): ATP binding; misfolded protein binding; ATP hydrolysis activity
Source: RefSeq, a predicted model, not a curated record